UAUCCCGGUCAUUGCCUUCCCAAAUGCUUCGAGUGUUCUGGCUCGUCGUACUGCUGCAGUGCUGCGGCGUACGGCUCGUCCUUUCGGAAGCGGACUGCCAGAAGUUUCAAUUAGGCGCACGUACAAUUUUCUUUAAUUGUGGAGGCUUCACGAGCGCGUCCGAGCUGGCAGCUAAAAUCCCUCGUCCCGAGCACAACAGGCACGGCUUCCUGCUUUACAACAGUCGUCUCGAGCACCUACCCAUCGACGCAUUUCGGGGCUUAUCCGCCAUUAAUGUCACUUUCAGCAGCGUCCGCAUCGAAAACUUUGAGGAGUCGCACCCCAAUGCGUUUGAAAGACUCAACGGCACCCUGGAGGGUGUCGGGUUUUUGGGACGCUCUACUUUGCCGAAGUCGUGGGGCCUGCUGAAGGACGUUCUCUCGCUGACGUCACUGCGCUUGGAAAGGCAGACGGUGUCCAUCGACCGAGACUGGAACAACCUGCCACGCAGCCUCCGAAGCAUAUUCAUCAAGAAUUGUAAUGUGACUGGCAUGGAAGCGGGGUCCAUGGAUGCGCUGACGGGUUUGGAGCAGUUUUCCAUCACCGAGAAUAGGCUGAGAAAUUUUUCUUGGGCUGUGUUGCCGAAUCCUGCGCCAUCCUUGCACACAAUUCUGCUAGGGGAAAAUGAACUCACCGAAAUUCCCAGAGGAUUUAGCGCGCAACAGUUUCCGGCCUUAACGAUCCUUCACCUAAAGUUCAACGAAAUCACCUCCUGGGAUGCGGAGACAAUUGACGCCAUUCGCCAGCACCCUAAUAAUCCGAACCUAUACCUUGGUAACAUCCCUUGUGACUGUGGCAUUCGCCCGCUGCUGCAGAUUCCCAAUGAGCGAAUUUUCGCAACGUGCUCUUCGCCGGAGAGCUGGAAACACCGCAGAAUUCACCGCGUUCCUUUCGAAGAGCUACAUUGCUGAAUCGUCUGCCACCGCCGCUAGUUCUGCAAACGACGGAAAUAAAAAAAGUUCA
Molecule: messenger RNA, 1002 nt
Organism: Dermacentor andersoni
Lineage: Eukaryota; Metazoa; Arthropoda; Arachnida; Ixodida; Ixodidae
Cellular component (GO): plasma membrane
Source: RefSeq, a predicted model, not a curated record